Monosiga brevicollis MX1 is the source of this 1023-nucleotide messenger RNA. RefSeq lists its product as uncharacterized. The record is from RefSeq and is a predicted model, not a curated record. The transcript is spliced from 2 exons. Lineage: Eukaryota; Choanoflagellata; Craspedida; Salpingoecidae. The coding region runs from base 1 to 1023 and encodes 340 amino acids.
AUGUCUUUGGUGGUGCUGGAGGUCAACGAUGUGCUUGGGCCUGUGCUGCUGCCCUCGACGUCGCGGGAUGAAGCCGAGCAAAUUUUGGAUGAAAUCGUGGCGCUGCGCGUUUACCCCCUUGACCAUCUCAAGGGCGCUGUGCGUGUCGUGGAUGCCGGUGCCCACGUGGGCCUUUUCACUCGCUAUAUCCUCAAGCAUCGGGAUCAGUUUGACCGCCUCGACCUCCUGGUGGUGGAGCCCAACCCGGCCCUGAUGGCCUUGGUGCAGCUCAACAUCAGCCUCAUUCUGGGCACGCCCAAUGGCCACGGACUUUGCGAAAGUGCCAUCGGGGCCGAUACUGAGGCAACAAGUACAGAGGGCAUGGCCGAUGCACUGGUCUGGAAUCUGCCCAAUUUGCGCGUGACGGCUGUGUCCGUGGCGCUAGCUGACACAGUGGGCCGUGCCACUCUCACCUGCCAUCGCGAGACCGGUCCGGCCGAAGGGGCGCUGGCCUCAUUUGCACCCGCUGCACAAAAUUGCUGGGCCAAAACCAUGGCAGCAGCUGCAGCCACGCUGUCCCUGCUCGAAGACGCACCGGUCAACCCCCUGUACGCUGCCCAGGUGGAAGCCGAGAUCUUGGCGGCUGCUGAGCGCGACCUCGACCUGUUACUUUCCCAGCUGACCGCACUGGGCGUGUCUGCGGACGAUGCCAAAGCUAGUCUGAUUGAAGCCCUGCAGGGUGGACUGGCUUUGGAUUCACCGGCCAUGACAGAACCAGAGCAUGUUGAGGUCCCCACCUGUCCACUUAGCCGGCUCAUGGCUGCAUUAGGUUGGAGCGCGCUUGACACCACCUGGACAUCGCUCCUCAAGGUAUAUGCCGAGACGCUGGCAGAGGGGGAGUUGCGGACGCUGCUCGAACAGCUUGGGCACUCGGUGCAUGUGCAUCGCGUGCAGCCUGCCAUUUCGGACACAGGGCGGCUACAUUUUGUCCCGUCAAGCCUUGGCAUGUGUUUGGUCUAUGGACAGGUUUCGGCGACUUUGUGA